Molecule: messenger RNA, 3070 nt
Organism: Olea europaea var. sylvestris
Lineage: Eukaryota; Viridiplantae; Streptophyta; Magnoliopsida; Lamiales; Oleaceae
Product: UPF0505 protein
Exons: 23
Coding region: 106-2856 (916 amino acids)
Biological process (GO): endocytic recycling
Cellular component (GO): endosome
Source: RefSeq, a predicted model, not a curated record
GUCAAAAUCACCUCCAGCUUCCAGUAGCCAUCCAAAACCCUGCAUCGGAGGAAUUCAUAAACCGGUGAGAUUCUCUAUCGACGGACUGUUUAGAAUCUGAAGCCAAUGGGACUCGAAUUUAGACGCCGAGACUACCGAGCCGAAGAGCAGUCCCACUCACUUCCGCGUGUCCCGGCCGAAUCUCAUCCUCUCUCCGCUCCCGCUCCUAAUCCCUCUCCGUCGCCUCGCCAGGUGAAUUUAUUGGAUGACGGAAAAGAUGAUUUCUUUGAUCCACUGAGGUCAUUGAAUGGGACGAUGGAAUUUUCUGCCAACAUUUUGCAACAUGAAGAUAUUAAAUCCGACAAGACAGUCCCCAAGGAAAUUUAUGCUCAAUCACAACAGAAGGAAUGGAAUUCUUUCACGAAAAUCUUAAUGCAAAGAUUCCCUGUUUCUAAAACAAUUUCGAUAUCUUUGGUAGCCAGCAGAGAUAUGAAGGGUAGUAAAGCAAAUGAGAAAUCAUUGAAAGAUUCGCACUUGGAGGAAUUGGAUGACCCUCAAAAAUUUGCUGAAGAUGUUAAGGUUAUCAGUCAGCGGGAGUAUGUCUCACGAUUACUUGAACUCAAAGAUGAAAUCAAACUUGCUUGGUAUGCCGAUGACCGUGUAACAUCUUUAAGGUUGUCGAUCAAGGUUGCCAGACUUCUUAUGGAUACAACCACAGUCCAGUUUUAUCCAAAUCUUUUUGUUCUAUCAACGGAUAUAAUGGACUUGCUAGGUGAUUUAGUAUGGAAUCGCAUUAAGAAAAGGGCUGAGUUCAAUGAAGAUGGGAGAUUUAUUUGCUAUUUGCCAGAUAAUUUUGAAGCAGCUGAUAUUUGCUAUGAUGCCAAAGAGACCUGCAAUAACUGGUUCUGCAAAAUUGGUUCAGUUCGUGAGCUCCUUCCUCGCAUCUAUCUGGAGCUUUCCAUGUUGCACUGCUGGCGCUUCCUUCUUGACCAUCCCAUGGAUAGCCUUCGACGCUUGGUUAUGAUGAUAAGGGGCAUUGCUGAUCCGCUGGUGUCGGCCUAUUGCCGCUUGUACUUGGUACGAUGUGCUCAAAGACUGCCACAACGUGAUACAGGAUAUUUGAUUCAUUGCAUUAAUGACCUGAAAGUGCAAUUAUUGCACCUCAUAUCAGUGAGAGAGAGCACAUCUGGAAAUUUUUCGGGAAACAGUAUAUUGCUGCUUAGCCUGAUUGAACCGACUAUUGAGUAUAUCAUAAAAUGCUUAUUCAAGGAUCUAAACCAGAUGGAAAUCAGAAGUAUGCUUGAGGCACUUGGAAUGAGGAGGAACCAAUCAGACUCUUUCGAAAACUGUUCAUGCAUCUCAAUCAUUCUUCAUCAUAUACUGAAGGAACUUCCUCUUGGUUUCCUUUGUUCUAAUUCUUUCGAAAUGCUUCAUCUCAUUGAAUGUACUGAUGAUUUCUCCUUCGAACAGUGUUUGAAUUACAAAUUACUUGGAUUUAGGCUGUGUGAAAGGAUACCUGAAGUCAGCAACGUCGAUCUAAUAGUAGAAAAAAUUGUCCAGGUUAUAUCUAGUUACAACGGUCUGGAUGCGUAUUUAAAGGUUGUGGAUGCCUAUUUGGACAUAAUAUUCGAGAAUCAGUUUGAAACGUAUCUAAAUGGGAUUCUAGAUGGCAUAUUUCAUCGUGCACAGGAAGAUGAGAUUGGUGAAAAUGAACUAGCAAGCUUGCAGUCAAUUUUCUUGAAACUCCUUACACAUUUCGCCAAUAUUGAAAAGAUAUUAGCUCUGAAUCAUUUCAUUGACAUCUUAGAUGUAAUGUAUGGGAGCUCAAGAAACACUAUCAAUAUGCACAUUCUUAGUAUGGCCACCAGGAAUGGUUGUGUACAAGAUCCGACGGUCAUUGAGGCUCUAUUUGAAAUUUCUCAGGCCUUGUGUGAUGGUGUAGACUUCUCAAAUAUAAGAAAGGACGAUUAUCAACAUCCUGCACAUCUGAUUUCCCGCUUCGUAUAUAUGGUUGACUAUGGUCCGGAGGUUGAACAACAUUUAACUUUUCUCACUGAAUGUCGCGCAGCUUUUGGAAGCAUAAGUGUACUCCAGGAGACCCUCGUUCACUCCAGCAAUAAUUUAGCUGUUAAAUCCAUAAGAGAUGGAAAUAAUAAUAUCAAUUUCAUCAAAUCUUGUCUAGCAUUUAAUGAAGUUACAAUACCUUCUAUCCACACUCACUGGAGACAGUUGAAUCUUUAUCUUGAAACAGCGGAGGUUGCAUUAUUGGGUGGCUUUAUUUCUCAUUCGGAUGUGCUGAUAGAUGCAGCAGUCAAUUGUUUGCGAAAUGUAGAGCCAGAUGAUGGCUUGCUGGUGCCUGGUGAUGUUGAUGGGAUAAUCUCGUUAAUAUGCAAAUUAUGUGGCAUCAUGGUGAUGGUUCCAGGUAGCCUUGAACAAGGAGUUGCUUGCAUCCCGAAGCUUGUGCUGUCUAUCCUGGACACUCAAUCAUGGAUGUUGCCAAGAUUGAAAAUCAAGGUGUCAUGUGCAAUCAUUUCAUUGUCUGCUGGACUAACCCAAAAUCCACUUCCAUACCAUGCAUCCAGCAGUGAGGUAAUGGGUAAUGACAAAUUGUUCUUUGGCGUACCGGCAUAUCCUCGAGAACUUCUGUCAUUUUCUGCUGUUAUUCUUCAGAAAAUUGUGAAUAUCGUCUUGGAAGAGGGUUCUAUGGUUGUACGAGGAAAGCUUGCGCUGGAAGCUUGCAACUCUAUAGCAUCAUCCUUUAAAAUGUCUGAUGAAAUGUUGGCAGUUAGCUCGAAAUUACUCGAAAUUGCAAAGUCAUGCUUGAGUGCAGAUGACAAGUAUUUAAGACUUACCUUGGAGUUAUUACAUAUGGAGUAACACGUGUAGAAUCGGUUCUUCUUUUUGUUGGUACUUACGUACAAUGUGUAUUGAUAGACAGGAAACAAAUGUACAAUUUGUGUAUUAUUUUGUCUGGUAGUGUGAGUUCUAACCCGAAUUUGUAUAAUGAAAAUUCAAUACAUUUAGAGUUUGUCUGAUUGAAAACAUGAAAUUUACAUGGAAGAAAAAUACAGUCUAGGUUGCCUACAAAUUA